Messenger RNA from Phaeodactylum tricornutum CCAP 1055/1, 767 nucleotides. RefSeq lists its product with no specific name. Bases 93 to 452 code for a protein of 119 amino acids. Lineage: Eukaryota; Bacillariophyta; Bacillariophyceae; Surirellales; Neidiaceae. The transcript is spliced from 2 exons. The record is from RefSeq and is a predicted model, not a curated record.
CGUGAUCCAGCUAAAAGUGAAUUCUAUUAAUCCUGCAUUCAACUUUUACCCCUCUCACCCACUCCAAACAAAAGCAAUUCCACCAUAGCAGAAUGUGUUCGGAUCUCGGCGCCGCAUCGCAAGGCUGCGCCUUUUUCUCUGCAGUAGGGAUUCUGUUCAUGUCUUGGGUUGGUAUAUUGCUGAUUAAACAGCCAUUCUUUGUGGGGGGAAUAGACGACGUGGAAAAUGCCAAAGGAAGUGCUUUCGGUGCGGCGGCAUCCUUCUUUUUCACAUUUCUGAUUUCAAUAAUGUACAUGAUAAAAGAGGGCCGCAGAUUGGACGAUCAUAGCGACCGUCCAAGUAGAGACGGCGGUGCUCGCGGUGAUUAUGGUCAACUGCCGGCUUACCGAGACUACAAUGAUGCAGUUGCGGACUUGCCAGAAACCCUGAGUCGUGGUGCUGUGUUUACCUAAACCGACUGCGGUCCGAUGCUGUUGUGUGGCAGCAAAAGCCUAUCGUGCAUGGGUAGCUCCAGCCUUUUUCAACUUUCACAGCAUUAUUUUCUUCGAAUUCUUUUUGUCAGCAAGAAUCAUAAGGGUGCGCAAAAUUUGGGAAUACAUUUGAUAGCGAUUAGAGCAUCGUGCAGGCUGAAACACGGGACAUAGCAACGAAUUGGGAUCGUGGGUCUCAAAUCUAGAAAUACUUUGUAUCAUACCUUUCUACAUGCUGACUUUACUGUUAGAGUAACAGAUUGGGUAAACGCUACCACAUAAACUAUUCACACAUCC